CCUGCCUGCUCCUUGUCAAAUCCGCGCCUCGCUCCUCCCGCCCACUCUCCAGCGCCGCCGGUCGCCACAUUAAACCGCAACUGCUCCGCCGUCGCCACAUUAAACCGCAACUGCUCCGCCGUCGCCAAGGCCAUUAGAUCGUCGUCAAGUAGCCGCCGCCCGCCGGGCGUGCCGAUAUUGAUGGGGAGCGGGAGCGGAGCGGUCGUGUGGAGAGAGAUACUAGCGUCGUCGCCUCCGCCGGGAUUCGGCCGGCCGACCGGGGGAUUGGGCGCAACAGCCUCGGGGAGCCAGAGGCCGUCACCGGCCCCGGGAUUCGGCGCCGCGCGGCCGUCAUCGACGCAGUCCGGAGGUACCAAGUCUGCUACUCGUACCGAUAUGUUGGUCGACAUAGGAAUGGAAGCUGGCUGUGAUAAUCUUGAGGUUCCACGACAUGUUGGGAAUGGAAGUGCAUCCCCCGUGAAAGGCACAAAGAGGAAAUUUGUUGUUGAUGCAACCAAAGGUGCAUCACCUGGUGUUAAUGCAAGUAACACUGGGCAGCACCUGCAUUCCCGCAGAAAAGGUAAGGGUCCUGGGAAACAUGCAAAGCUGGAAGACAACAAAGGUGCUACUAGGUUGGGGAGAGAUCAGACACCAAUCGGCGUAUUUGAAGAUGAAUGCGUUUUCUGCCAUUCAUUUAGAACCAGUGAGCAGUUCCAUGGUCCGAUGGUACUGUAUCACAAUAGAAGGAUUGUGCCCAGUGACGAGGGCAUCCCUACCAACGCCAUCUAUGUCCACGAGAAAUGCAUGGUUUGGGCCCCAAAAGUGGAAUCCAAUGGUGAUACUUUUAAGAAUGUGGAGAGUGAAAUCAAUCGUUCUAAAAGAUUGAGAUGCAGAAGAUGCAAACUCCGGGGAGCAGCGCUUGGUUGUAUUGACAACUCCUGCAGAAAAAGUUAUCAUGUCCCAUGUGCAAUGAUGAUACCAGAAUGCCGCUGGGAUGAUGAGAAUCGCCGUGUUUGGUGCCCCAAGCAUGCACCACCUGAUCAGAUGAGCUCACCAACAAUGGAGAGUGACACUCUUUCCCCCGUCCUUCAAAAUCAUUCCAGCCAAUGUCCAGCUAAAGAAGUUUCGGUCGAUUUCCAAAUGGAAGAUGAACGCAUUAAUCCAUUACCGUGCGAUGAGAUGAGCUCACAAAUAAUUGAAAGCGACAUUACUUCCGCUGUCCUUCAGAGUCAUUCCAGCCAAUGUCCAACUAAAGAAAUUUCGGUCAAUUGCCAAAUGGAAGAUGAACACAUUAAUCCAUUACCGGGCGAUGAGAUGAGCUCACCAAUAAUUGAAACUGACAUUACUUCCGCUGUCCUUCAGAAUCAUUCCAGCCAAUGUCCAGCUAAAGAAAUUACGGUCGAUUGCCAAAUGGAAGAUGAACACAUUAAUCCAUUACCGGGCGAUGAGAUGAGCUCACCAAUUAUUGAAACUGACAUUACUUCCGCUGUCCUUCAGAAUCAUUCCAGCCAAUGUCCAGCUAAAGAAAUUUCGGUCGAUUGCCAAAUGGAAGAUGAACACAUUAAUCCAUUACCGGGCGAUGAGAUGAGCUCACCAAUUAUUGAAACUGACAUUACUUCCGCUGUCCUUCAGAAUCAUUCCAGCCAAUGUCCAGCUAAAGAAAUUUCGGUCGAUUGCCAAAUGGAAGAUGAACACAUUAAUCCAUUACCGGGCGAUGAGAUGAGCUCACCAAUUAUUGAAACUGACAUUACUUCCGCUGUCCUUCAGAAUCAUUCCUGCCAAUGUCCAGCUAAAGAAAUUUCGGUCGAUUGCCAAAUGGAAGAUGAACACAUUAAUCCAUUACCGGGCGAUGAGAUGAGCUCACCAAUAAUUGAAACUGACAUUACUUCCGCUGUCCUUCAGAAUCAUUCCAGCCAAUGUCCAGCUAAAGAAAUUUCCGGCGAUUGCCAAAUGGAAAAUGAACACAUUAAUCCACUCGCCACAUCAAAUUCUUCUUUGCCUGGACAUGUGCCUGGCCAAUAUUUAGUUAAAGGAGGAACAUCUGUCCUUCAUAGAAGGGAAGAUCUGCAAGUAGAUCAGCUGAACACCUUGAGUUCUUCCUUGCCUCAGGGCCUAUGUUCGGACAGAGGAAGAAUUUCUGCUAAUCACCGGAGAGAAGAAAAGCUAGUAAAUCAGUCUAGCACCCCUGUGGAUCAAUGGGUUUUGCUCGGUAUAUCUUUAAGUGCAUCAGAAAAGGAUUCCUUGAAGGAAUUUGCAUCCUUAACCAGUUCAACCUUGGCUCAGGAAUGGGACAAAAAUGUGACCCAUGUAAUUGUGGGCAGAAACGCCGGUGAUGCAUGUGGCAGAUCAUAUGAGGUCCUGAUGGCGAUACUCUCUGGGAAAUGGGUUGUCACAGCCGGAUGGAUUGUGGAUUGCUUGGUGGAACCGAUUCCAGAUCUAAAAACUUGCUUGGAAAAGCCGAUCCCAGGCCCAGAAAUUUCGUACGAGAUGAAUUUCUGUGAUGGUUCAUGCACAUCAGGUUAUGGACCAAUGAAAGGAAGAGCUAGAGCUGCUGAACGGGCACCAAAACUGUUCUCGGGACUGCAUUUCUGCCUCAGCGCCUACAUAGACCCUGAAGACAGAGAAACCAUCCAAAGACUCGUAGCAGCUGGUGAAGGGCAAGUACUGGAGGGAAUCAGCCCAGACCGGUUGCACGAGAAUCUGAACAGGAAUCCAGCGGAGGUGUACUUCAUCUAUGACAGCGGCCCUCCAAGGAAGAUCACUUUGGAUUUCGAUCUUAUCCUUGGCAAGGAGAUUCAGGAGAGCGUCGAGUACGCGAAAUCGGGAGCACAGGUGAUCAGCCACAGGAGGCUGCUCGACGCUAUCCUGUGCUACGAUGCGCGGAUCCUGGAACGGAGGCCUCACCAAGAUAUGUGAGUGAAGGGUGCGCUUCAGGCAGUGGCUUUUCGCUCGCCUUACCAGAGGUUUUUGGGUUCAGCCCCCCACAUGAGUAGCGAUGGGGGCUGUCGAAAGUUGACGAAUCACACACUCUACUCACCCGUUAGGCUAUAGGGUGGUGUGUUUGUUGUUGUUCUGGUGCUGGAUUGCUCGUUUAGCAGAUUUUUAGUACUCGAUCCAGACGGUAGUUUUGCGGUGUGGAAGGCACUUGUCGUGAAAUGGUUGUACUUUUUUGGCGGUGACUGAGACCCCCGUUGGGCAGCAUCAUAUGUUUGGAAUUGGAUUGUCAACUCUGAAGAAGUCA
Messenger RNA from Triticum dicoccoides, 3220 nucleotides. RefSeq lists its product as uncharacterized. The record is from RefSeq and is a predicted model, not a curated record. Bases 181 to 2895 code for a protein of 904 amino acids. Gene Ontology annotation, cellular component: BRCA1-BARD1 complex; BRCA1-A complex. Gene Ontology annotation, biological process: double-strand break repair via homologous recombination; positive regulation of transcription by RNA polymerase II. The transcript is spliced from 21 exons. Gene Ontology annotation, molecular function: ubiquitin-protein transferase activity. NCBI's taxonomy places the organism in Eukaryota, Viridiplantae, Streptophyta, Magnoliopsida, Poales, Poaceae.